AUGGUAGCUAGUCGUAUGCAGAGAUGGGCAAUUAUUUUAUCUACUUAUUCGUUCGACAUCGAGUAUGUCCGUACAGAUGAAAAUGGGGCGGACGGUUUAUCGCGGUUACCGCUUAAAACUGAACGAAACGUGACAACCCCACCCGAACAAAUGUACCUGCAUUUUGUGCAACAAGCUCUGUCAUUAGACUAUAACGACAUUAAACGGGAGACGUUGCGGGAUCCAUUAUUAUCAAAAGUACUAAGUUAUAUUCGUGACGGCUGGCCAUCACACUGCGAAAUUACUAAUCUUCAACAUUAUUGGAAUAGACACAAAGAAUUAUACGAGGAGCUGGGCUGUAUAAUGUGGGGUCAUAGGUUAGUAGUACCGGAAAAUUGCAGGGACAAAAUCUUGGCUAUGAUUCAUGAACCUCAUAUGGGAAUAGUGAAAUCCAAAGCGCUGGCUCGAAGCUAUGUAUGGUGGGACGGCAUGGAGGAGGCGGUGGAGCGAGCGUGCCGUGAGUGUAUAACCUGCGCGGCGCAGGUUAUACAGGCGACAGGCGACCCCUAA
Molecule: messenger RNA, 549 nt
Organism: Parnassius mnemosyne (clouded apollo)
Lineage: Eukaryota; Metazoa; Arthropoda; Insecta; Lepidoptera; Papilionidae
Source: the annotation of a GenBank genome assembly